GCGGAGAUUUUUAGAACAAUAGUUAAAAUAACAAGUUAUAAAAUUGGUACAAGCCUCAAAAAGAGCCAAGUAAAUAACAACAGAUAAAGUAAAAGAUCCAAGCAAAAUGAAAGCUCCAACCCAAGAUACAAGGGGUCCAGAUAAACUCAGCCUCGAAGGCUGAAAAAACAAACAAUAGAAAACCCUAAUAUGAAGCAACAUAAACCAAAUUCCCCCGGCGCCACGUGAAUUACCAAACAGUUUCGAAAUAAAAUGAGUUUUUCUAUUUUAGUUGUAUAAACGACUAUCAAAAAAAAAAAAAAAAAAGGACUACGCAUCAAUGGCAGUGUCACCCAUUGCAUUAGGCAUACGCGGCUUUCCGUCCCAUGUAUAAUGCCGACCAAUUUAUUAGUUAAUUGCACAACAGAAGAUAUUUUCCCGAUACUUGCUUUAUCCAUGGUCCCAACCGCAGGUUGUAAUAAAAUACUAAUAAGAGAAAACAAUUCAUGGAUUCCAUGGAAUCAAACUGAGACGCUACAAAUUGUUGCCGUUGCUCGUAGACUUUACUCUUUCUACCACAACCCAUCUAUUUCUUUUCCACAAGGAUACAACUUUCCCGGAAAAAAACAAGACGAAACAAAACCAACGCUUUCCCGGAAAAUGUCCGAUCGUGAAUACGAAACCCAAACGCCAUCCACUCCGCCGAACCUAAAGAACGAAAGAGAAGAUGCGCUCAUGGACUUUGAUUUCGACCUCGACGUUUUGUGCACGUUGGAUCCGAUUCACUUUCUCUCCUACCCCACGUCGCCGCUUUUGUUGCCGCCCAAUGACCAGCCUUGUACCCCUUUGUGGGCUUUUUCCGACGGCGAUGUCGAAAGUGACUAUAAGCUAGCCGGGCAUGCUGGUCAAGCUCUUUCUGACCGUUCUCAGUUCGUUUCUUGUAAUUCUAAUUCCGUAACGGAAGGGUCAACAGAGACUAAGGAUAACAGAAUGCUUCCAUCACCAUUUUCAGGACUGGAACCUCUUGAAAGUUCAGAUGUUUAUAGUUUAGUUAACGAGAAAAUCACUCAAGCACUCAGGUACCUCAAGGAAUUGACUGACCAACCUGUUCUAGCCCAGUUUUGGGCACCAGUGAAGGAUGGGAAUCGGUAUGUACUCACAACUUUAGGGCAGCCCUUUGUCCUUGAUCCACAGUGUAUCAGACUUCAUCAGUAUAGGAUGGCCUGUCUGAUGUAUAUGUUUUCUGUGGAUGGGGAGAGUGAUGGAGUUCUUGGGCUUCCUGGCCGCGUUUUCCAGCAUAAAUUGCCAGAAUGGACUCCAAAUGUUCAGUACUACUCCAUUAAAGAGUAUGCACGGCUUCACCAUGCUCGGCAAUACAAUGUUCAGGGAACCUUAGCUUUGCCCGUGUUUGAGCCCUCUGGAAGGUCUUGUGUUGGUGUACUUGAGCUCAUAAUGAUUUCUCCUUUGAUCAACUAUGGUCCCGAGGUUGAUAAGGUUUGCAAAGCACUUGAGGCAGUAAGCUUGAAAAGUUCAGAGAUACUGGAUCAUCCAAGUAGGCAGAUUCAAAUAUGCAAUAAAGGUCGCCGAACUGCAUUGGCUGAAAUCUUGAACAUACUGAUAGUGGUAAGUGAAACUCACAAAUUACCACUUGCUCAGACGUGGGUUCCCUGUAUGCAUCGAAAUGUUUUGGCUUAUGGCGGUGGCCUGCAGAAGAGCUGUACUAGCUUUGAUGGCAGUUGCAUGGAACAGGUCUGCAUGUCCACAACUGAUGUUGCAUUCUACAUUGUAGAUGCUCAUAUGUGGCAUUUUCGAGAUGCCUGCGUUGAACAUCACUUACAAAAGGGUCAAGGGGUUGCUGGGAGGGCAUUUUUGUCCCAUAAUGCAUGCUUCUGCGAAGACAUUACCCAAUUCUGCAAAACUGAAUACCCUUUAGCACACUACGCACGCAUGUUUGGGCUAGCCGGCUCUUUUGCUAUCUGCUUACAGAGCACUCAUACUGGAAAUGAUGAUUACAUUCUAGAAUUUUUUCUGCCCCCAAGCAUCACAGACAGUCAUGAACAACAAACUUUGUUGGGCUCUAUAUUGGCGAUAAUGAAGAACCAUUUCCGGAGUCUCAGUGUUGCUUCUGGAAUUGUACUUGAAGAGGAGGGAAUAGUUGAAAUUGUUCAAGCAUCUAAAAAUAAUGGGCUUGCCACAAGACUUCAAUGUAUACUGAUACCCCGUUCAGUGGAAUCACCACCAGUGCCUGCCUUACCUAACAGAGAAGAGAUGGUGCAACUAGAUUCAUCAAAACCACAGUUAGUGGUGGGAUAUGAUGUUGUAAAUGAUGGGAGAAAUUAUGUUCACGAGGGUGGAGAAAACAAUAUUUCUUUCCCAGAGAACAUAAAAAAGAAACCGGAGAAGAAGCAUGGAAAAGCAGAGAAAUCAAUUAGUCUAGACGUUCUCCAACAAUAUUUUGCAGGGAGUCUUAAGGAUGCUGCAAAGAGUCUUGGAGUUUGUCCCACUACAAUGAAGCGCAUUUGCAGGCAUCAUGGAAUCUCCCGCUGGCCAUCUCGCAAGAUCAAGAAGAUCAACCAUUCUCUUACUAAGCUACAGUGCAUAAUUGAAUCAGUUCACGGUGCUGCAUUUGGUUUAACUCCUCUUACUGCGAGUCCAUGUCCUGUUGCUGCUGGCUCCAUUUCUCAGCCUUAUAUUUUGAGGGAACUUUAACGAAAAACUCCCGGCUCACCAAGCUCUAAACCUUGUGAAGUUGAUGGACAAAAGAAAGACUCGCCCACCUCUACUUCACCAGGAACAGAGGGGCGAGCUGGGAUUGACAAUCAUUUGCUAGAUGGGCGGAUGCUGAGUUACGAGGAACUUCUGCUGGAACAUAACAUGUGUCUGUGAGACAGGGGUAAAGGCUCAAACACAUCCAACAGGGGAAACAGCUCAACGGAGGCAAGUGCUUGUAGCUCUACUUGUCAUGGUUCAUGCCAAGGUAGUCCUGGAAACAGAAUUGCCAUGGUAAACCCUCCAUUUUCAGAUUCAGCUCCCAGGCAAUCCAACACAAUGCCACAUAUCACGGGCAGGCAAGAAAUGAAGAGUGUAACCAUAAAGGCCACAUAUAAAGAAUACAUUAUUAGGUUUCACGUGCCGAUGAGUUCAGGCAUUGUGGACACGAAAGAGGAAGUGGCAAAGAAAUUAAAACUGGAAGGGGGCACAUUCGACAUCAAAUGUGUGGCUUAUGACCUUGAACGGGUUCCUGUACCCUGUGAUGCAGACCUGCAGGAGUGUCGGAAGUUUGUAGAACAUCACGCAUCAAUCUGAUCAGACUCUCGAUUCAUGAGAUAAUGUCCCAUCUUGGAACCUCUUGUGUUAGGUUUUAAGUAAAGGUAUAAGUUUUCCAUUUUAUUUGUUGUUCUUGCCAAGGUCUAGGUAUUGAUUCUUUGAGGUUUGCUUCAGUUUUGUUCUGUGAAGUUUCAUUAUCAAGAGCUUACGGCACUAGCUACUCCAAAAUACGGCCAUAAUUUACAACAGGCUCGUAGCUCAAUUGGUACAA
Molecule: messenger RNA, 3517 nt
Organism: Pyrus x bretschneideri (Chinese white pear)
Lineage: Eukaryota; Viridiplantae; Streptophyta; Magnoliopsida; Rosales; Rosaceae
Product: protein NLP6-like
Exons: 6
Coding region: 373-2688 (771 amino acids)
Molecular function (GO): DNA-binding transcription factor activity
Source: RefSeq, a predicted model, not a curated record